Molecule: messenger RNA, 786 nt
Organism: Dendrobium catenatum
Lineage: Eukaryota; Viridiplantae; Streptophyta; Magnoliopsida; Asparagales; Orchidaceae
Exons: 3
Coding region: 397-771 (124 amino acids)
Cellular component (GO): mitochondrion
Source: RefSeq, a predicted model, not a curated record
UCGUCUCCAUUUCUUCGUUACUGUUGCUUUUACCACGUCGCCAUUUCUUCGCGCCUGCUUCGGCCUCGCGGUCUUCACGUGAAUUUUGAAGGCUUCGCGUGAAGCGGUGUGUUGAAAGAGCCGCUAAAGAAGCUUCUUCGCCUCCUUCGACGACGUCGGAUCGGAAGUCACGACGGGAGCUUGCUCGUUGCGAAGGUAACCAACUUUAUCCCUUUCGCGCGCUUCUUCGGCCAAAUCCCGUAAAUCCGCCGAACUACAGGAUUUAAUAAAUCCGGGAUUUAUGGCAAAAUAUGGGCAAUGGAGGAUUUAUACUGGGUGCUCAAAUCCCGUUUGGCAGAAUUUAGCAUAAAUCCUGUUGCCAAACAGCCCCUUAACUGUGCUUAAAAGGAGAUUUGGAUGGCGGCGGCAGUGAUUGCUCGACGGAGAGGAUGGAUGGCGUUGGCAUCCUCGAGUAAUCAAGUCCGCGAGUUGUCGGAACUGGCCAAGUCGAAAGGAAAUGGGAAGCGUGCGUUUCUGGUGGAUACCCUGGGACUGGUGAGAAGGUUGGAGGGGCAGGGUGUGCCGUCCAAUCAGGCCGAAGCGAUUACCUCGGCUAUCACAGAAGUUCUAAAUGAUAGUUUGGAGAAUGUGUCGCAGUCAUUUGUGUCUAAUGUGCAGAUGCAGAUGAGUGAGAUGGCUCAAGAUGCUAAACUCUCCAAGUUCAAGUCUGAGGUGCAGAGCUCACAGGUGUGGCAUUUUUUUAGGGUGCUGCUUGGUAUUGCAUUAUUAUAGAUGAUUAAUAAUUUU